UUCCUGUGGAACGCCCUGGCUACAAAGAUGUUAGGAAGGAUGCCUUGCUCUCUUGGGUUCCCGAGUUUCGACAAAGAGUGGGUAGUGUCAGGUCAUCCCAGCCGUAGGCGACACAGGUGAUACAGGAACCAGCUGUUGAUCGUCCCCAACGGCAUGGAUUAUCGGCAUGCGCUUCCCGCAUAAUGCUGGGGAUAGAUUUUUCAGACUUUGGAAAUGCUAUCGUGGAAGGUUGUAUUUCACGGGUUAACCUUCGGAGAAGAUUUCAAUUCCUCGCCUCGUGCGAGGCUUUGGGUGGCGACAACGGAAUAUCAACUUUUCACUUGAAGUAUCAUCAAACACGGUAUUAUACAUCUUAUAAAUGACUUUGUCAAACUAUAGCACUC
Colletotrichum acutatum is the source of this 383-nucleotide messenger RNA. RefSeq lists its product as uncharacterized. The coding region runs from base 183 to 362 and encodes 59 amino acids. NCBI's taxonomy places the organism in Eukaryota, Fungi, Ascomycota, Sordariomycetes, Glomerellales, Glomerellaceae. The transcript has 2 exons. The record is from RefSeq and is a predicted model, not a curated record.